Molecule: messenger RNA, 1041 nt
Organism: Angiostrongylus costaricensis
Lineage: Eukaryota; Metazoa; Nematoda; Chromadorea; Rhabditida; Metastrongylidae
Source: the annotation of a GenBank genome assembly
AUGUUAAGAUAUCUUCCAUAUACUAAUGAAGUGGCCGACGCUCUAGUAAUCCAUAUUCGAGAAAAAGCUGAGGAGAACAACGGUGAAGUGAACUUUCGAGAAAUCGCUGGCAGAUGGGCGCUAGAAGCAGCCGCUCUGACCGCAUUCGAGAAACGGAUCGGUUCAUUGACUGAUCGAAUCGAAUGGGCUGACAAGCUUAUCGAACUGAACAGACGGAUUUUCCAACUGUCUGCCGAGCUAAAAUUUGCAUUUCCCAUCUAUCGUUAUUUUCCUACGCCAAAAUGGAAGAAAAUGGUCGAAAUGGAGGAUAGUUUUUACAAUGAAGCAAAUUUAUUGAUAGAUGAAGCUGUCAAUAAACUACGUGGAUCGACACAAUUGGAAGAGGAAAUGAAAUUCGCAAGUCUUCUAAUCAAUCGAAAGGAGUUGAAUGUUAAAGAUGUGAAAAUAAUCUUGUUGUCAAUGUUUUCAGAUGGUUUAAGUACAACAGCUCCAAUGCUCAUCUACAAUCUGUUUAAUAUAGCACGUCAUCCGGACAUUCAGGAUGAACUUCGUAACGAAGUGAAUUCUGUUGUUGGCCGUUCAGAAGAGAUCGAUCCCACCAUAUUGGCUAAGUUACCGUACCUGCGUGCUUGUAUUAAGGAAACGUUCCGAUUAUUUCCUAUCGGGACCGAAAUCUCAAGAAUUCUUCAGAAAGAUUUGAUCCUCAGUGGUUACCGAGUUCCGGCGGGUACAGCUGUCGACAUCAACACCAAUAUAUUGAUGAAGACCACAUCAUUAUUCAAGGAACCACAUAGCUUUAAUCCAAAGCGAUGGUUGCGAACAGCUGAUCGAGAAGACUUCCAUCCAUUCGCAUUCCUACCGUUUGGUUUUGGUCCAAGAAUGUGCGCUGGUCGGCGUUUCGCUGAGCAAGACCUCCAAGUAGCGUUAUGUCGCCUCGUGCAACAUUUCCGAGUUUCACACCAUCAUGCUCCAAUCGGGCAAAUAUACGAGACCCUAUUGCUGCCGAAAGGAUGCUGCGAUUUCCGUUUCGAAACACUUUAG